AUGGCCUCGAUUGUCCGUCCUUCGCUGCUGCGUCAGGCAUGCAGCGCCGCUCCCACUGCUCGCAUGCUUUCCACUCGAGCCUCGAUCAACGCCAGCCAGCGAAUUGCUCAACCUUCUUUUGUUCGAAGCGCUGUGCCCACGCCUAUGAAGGCUGCUGCCUUCCAUGCAUCCGCAAAGCGCGCCAUUCUGCCUCCUGGACCUCAACACGUUGAGGGCACCGCGAAUGACCCUGUUCCUGUCCCCCCGGCGGAGCCCACCCACGGAAGCUAUCACUGGACGUUUGAGAGAAUACUUGCCGCCGGUUUGAUUCCCCUGACGGUUGCUCCUUUUGCCGCCGGCACCCAGCACCCGGUCCUUGAUGCCACUCUCUGCGCAUCUCUUCUAAUCCACUCUCACAUUGGUUUUGAUUCCAUGGUCAUUGACUACAUUCCCAAAAAGAGAUUUCCCAAGUCUCGUGCCCUUUUCACCUGGGGCCUUCGAGCCGGCACCGUUGUCGUCGCCAUUGGACUCUACGAGUUUGAGACCAACGAUGUUGGCCUGACAGAGGCAAUCAAGCGUGUUUGGACGGCAUAA
Xylona heveae TC161 is the source of this 573-nucleotide messenger RNA. RefSeq names its product mitochondrial succinate dehydrogenase cytochrome b560 subunit D. NCBI's taxonomy places the organism in Eukaryota, Fungi, Ascomycota, Xylonomycetes, Xylonales, Xylonaceae. Gene Ontology annotation, biological process: tricarboxylic acid cycle; mitochondrial electron transport, succinate to ubiquinone. The coding region runs from base 1 to 573 and encodes 190 amino acids. Gene Ontology annotation, molecular function: ubiquinone binding; heme binding. The transcript has 5 exons. The record is from RefSeq and is a predicted model, not a curated record. Gene Ontology annotation, cellular component: membrane; mitochondrial envelope.